Messenger RNA from Camellia sinensis, 1332 nucleotides. Its product is annotated as translation initiation factor IF3-4, chloroplastic. The record is from RefSeq and is a predicted model, not a curated record. Lineage: Eukaryota; Viridiplantae; Streptophyta; Magnoliopsida; Ericales; Theaceae. Gene Ontology annotation, biological process: translational initiation; ribosome disassembly. Gene Ontology annotation, molecular function: ribosome binding; translation initiation factor activity.
CUUCAGUUGACGAAUCGCGAUGAUGACAGAGAAUGGAAGAGUCCGUGAAUGAGUGAGAAAGAGAGAGCGAGGAGAGAGAAAUACAGUAGUAGUGUGUGGGAAGAAUGGAUAAGGUCUGAAUUUACUGUUAACCCUCUCACAAGAAGUUCGUAGAAACGCCAUGGCUGGGUUCACCAGCACCUUCCCUUUCAAACCACUCCUCUCCUCCUCCGCACCCAAACCCUCUCUACUUUCUCUCUCCUCAUUCGAUUCCAAGCUCUUUGGUCUCCGCAUAUCUAACCCUGACUUCUUCAAUUCCACCUCCCAUUUCUCCGCCCUCCGCUGCUCCAUCUCCGCCCGCUACGGCGGCGGAAGCGGAGGAGGCUCCUCUCGGUCGGGUUCCGGUGAUUAUAGGCGGUCGAAGCAAAGCAACUCCGACGAUGAUCAAGCUCUCGAUAUGUCCACCGUAAGGUCGGAUACUGUGAGACUAAUUGAUGCACAGCAGAAUAUGGUGGGAGUGGUGUCUAAAAAUGAGGCUGUUCAAAUGGCUCUAGAUGCUGAACUUGACCUGGUAAUAUUAUCGCCAGAUGCAGAUCCACCAGUUGUUAGAAUAAUGGAUUACAAUAAAUAUAGAUAUGAACUGCAAAAGAAGAAAAGGGAACAACAGAAGAAAAGUAUUGCCAACAGGGUGGAUUUGAAGGAGCUCAAGAUGGGUUACAACAUCGAUGUGCAUGAUUAUACUGUGCGUUUGAAAGCUGCACGGAAGUUUCUGAAUGAUGGAGACAAGGUUAAGAUUAUAGUGAACUUGAAGGGCCGUGAAAAUGAGUUCAGAAAUAAUGCUAUUGAGCUUAUAAGGCGUUUUCAGAAUGAUGUUGGGGAGCUUGCAACUGAGGAGAGCAAAAACUUCAGGGACAGGAACAUAUUUAUAGUUUUGGCUCCUAAUAAGGCUGUCGUACAGAAAGCUCAAGAACCACCAAAGAAAAAGGAAAAAUCAGCAGUGAAUGAGGUUUCGGCUGGUGUUUGAAGGCACUCAGAAGAGUUGUGAUGGCUUUUGAAGGUAGAUCAAUCAAAUCAGCAUAUAGACAUAGUUUAUAUUCUUCUCCAAACCAGAGAUCUCACAAUCUUGUAUAGCAUGAGUGUAAUAUAAUUUGUACAAGAAUAUCUGUGUUUGAUCUUAAUUACAAAAAACCAGCAUUUUGAGCUCUAAUUGUACUAACAUCUGGUAGGAGCACCUAGUAAUUGACAUUCGUUUUAUUAUUCCCUUUAUAAAAUGAAAUAGAAUCCAUGUAAUCUGAGGUACUUUUUGUUUUUUAUUUUUUAGUUGUUUAUAAUAAACUCUGGAUUCUACAUGAA